CGCGGCUGUUCUGAUGACGCAAUUUGCGUCACAAAUAUUGUGCUCGGAGGGUCCUCAACGCGCAAACCCGAAGUAUACUUUGGCCUUUAGGGUGGCAUUUGGGACAGUGUCGCGUUACGGAAGUGACGAUAAAAACAACGGGACGAGACGGAUCGGAAAAUCUCUACAUGACGAAAACAUCUGCAUUACACACCGCAGAGAAUACAGAUAACUUCACAGGCAAAGUUUUUAUUCGGCGGUCACAGAGGUUUUUGACAUGAGGAGAAUCGCCGUUAAAAAACUUUGCGUUUUUUGUGUCUGCGCGUUUGUGUUUCUGUUUAUAAUCAUAACAUUUCAGGUUGUUGAGCAGUUAGGGCAGUUUGAGCAGACUGCACACAGGAGGCAGUUAACACACAUACGGACUGAAGUGACGAUACCCCGCGGGUCAGCGGUCAAGUACCCUGUCAUUGUGUGGUGGUCUCCAUUGACUGGAGAACUGGGUCGGAUUGCAGAGUGCGGCCAUAACAGAUGUUUCUUUACUGUUAACAAGUCUUAUCAUUCACAUCCAUUGACACAGGCUUUCCUCUUUUAUGGUACAGAUUUCAGCAUUGAAAGUCUUCCUCUUCCGAGAAGCAAGCACCACCAGUGGGCGCUGUUUCACGAGGAAUCACCCAAGAACAACUACAAGCUCUUUCAUGAGAUGCUCAUCAGCCUGUUCAACCACACAGCCACCUUCAGUCAGCACUCUCACCUGCCCCUCACAACACAACACCUGGAGAGCAUCAGCGCUCUCACCAUGCAAACACACCUGCUGCCUCUGGAUUACAAAAACCACCUGAGGAAAACCCUUGCGCCCGUGGUGUACGUUCAGUCAGACUGCGAUCCGCCGUCUGAUAGAGAUGUAUACGUUCAAGAGCUGAUGAAGCACAUUCAGGUAGACUCGUACGGAGAGUGUCUUCAUAAUAAAGAGCUGCCACCCCACCUGAAAGACUCCACUGCCAUGGACCAUCCAGAUUUCUAUCAGAUACUCGCUCAGUACAAGUUCAUCCUGGCUUUUGAGAAUGCCAUCUGUGAUGACUAUAUCACAGAGAAACUGUGGCGACCGCUCAAACUCGGUGUUGUGCCGGUGUACUAUGGAGCUCCUAACGUUCGCAUGUGGUUGCCAAAUAACAGGAGCGCAAUUGUGGUGAACCCCAGUGAAGCGCCAGAGAGACUGGCUCAGUAUUUAAAGAGGUUAGACAGGAAUGACUGGGAAUAUCUCAAAUAUCUGGAGUGGAAGCACAAGCAAGAGGUCUCUAAUGUGAAUCUGGUAAAGGAACUGAAGGAACGUCGUUGGGGAGUUCAGGAUCUCACUCGAGAUAACUUCAUCGAUGUCUUUGAGUGUAUGGUGUGUAACAGAGUCUGGGAAAAUAUCUACAGACAGGACCAGAAACUGCCAUCCAAAGUGUGGCGAGCUGAAGAGAGUCAUCUCAAGUGUCCACCUCCAAAGCUGUUUGACUUUACUGUAAACCCCUCAAACAGCUCAUCUCUACGGCACAUCUGGAGAGCCAGUUUUGAGCAGUCCAGGAGAGAAGCCCGAGCUCUCAGACUCAUGAUUCAGAGGAACACAAACUUCACCGUGGCACAGUUCUGGAGAGAGGUCUUCAAUGACUAAUAACCAGCAGAAAACUGAGAUGACUGACAGACUCCUAUCCUGAGGUCACCAGAACCGGCUGGAUCCAGCUCCAUUCCUGCUUCAUGUUGGACUCCACUGCUACGUGUCGCUGAAUGAUGUUGACUAAAUGCGGCCGGUGCCAGCCAAACAUCACUUCAGUCUAUUGAUGGACUACGAUCUGAAAUGGAAUGCAUAGACUAACAAUUGCCAACAAAAGCCUUCAUCAGCCAAUUAACAAGGACAAUUGCAUCUAUGUGAACUUCUGCAAUUAAUCAAGAUGGACAUCAAAGACAUUAAUCAUUAAUCUUACAGUUCUAACACAAUCAAUGUUUAAACACAGACUCUUAACACUUCCUUAGUUUAAUAAUUUUAAACCAUGACUUUAACAAUACAUAAGUAAUAUGUACAUUAUAUUCAUGAUGUUAGCCAGAGGGGAACUGGCCCCCACAGUGAGUCUGGUUUCUCCCAAGGUUAUUUUUCUCCAUUAAUCAACAUCUUAUGGAGUUCUGUGUUCCUUGCCACAGUCGCCUACAGCUUGCUCACUGGAGUUAUUAAUACAAUAUUUAAUUCUUUACUUUUAUACACAAUUUAAAAUGAUAUUUAAUAAAACUACACAAUGAUGAUUCAUCGACAUUAUAGACAUUACAGUUUUAUCUUCUGUUAAUGCUGAUCUUCUGUAAAGCUGCUUUGAAAAGAUGUGUGUUGUGAAAGGCGCUAUACAAAUAAAAUUGACUUGAC
This is a messenger RNA of Xyrauchen texanus (razorback sucker), 2371 nucleotides long. It is a transcript of the gene pofut3, whose product is annotated as fucosyltransferase 10. The coding region runs from base 257 to 1633 and encodes 458 amino acids. Gene Ontology annotation, cellular component: Golgi membrane. Lineage: Eukaryota; Metazoa; Chordata; Actinopteri; Cypriniformes; Catostomidae. The record is from RefSeq and is a predicted model, not a curated record. The transcript is spliced from 5 exons. Gene Ontology annotation, molecular function: alpha-(1->3)-fucosyltransferase activity.